This is a messenger RNA of Pristis pectinata (smalltooth sawfish), 12397 nucleotides long. It is a transcript of the gene dnah3, whose product is annotated as dynein axonemal heavy chain 3. Lineage: Eukaryota; Metazoa; Chordata; Chondrichthyes; Rhinopristiformes; Pristidae. The record is from RefSeq and is a predicted model, not a curated record. Gene Ontology annotation, biological process: microtubule-based movement. Gene Ontology annotation, molecular function: ATP binding; minus-end-directed microtubule motor activity; dynein light intermediate chain binding. Gene Ontology annotation, cellular component: dynein complex.
UCGGAGACCGCCACGUAUGGUUAUGUUGACGACUUUUCUCAGGGGCCAAGAGAAAUUUUAAACGAAGAAAUUGCAUCCUCACUUACAGCCACCAAAAAUGGAAGAUCACGAGACUGUCAUGCAUCACAGCCAAUAUCCUCCCAUCAUGCAAGACAUAUCAUGGCCUUUGGCAAUCCCAUUCAAAGAGCAACGCUACUAUAGAAGUCCAAGUGAAUCAAUUGGCAAUAACUACACACCGACAGCAAGUAACUUGAAGAUAAAAGAUUUGAAGAAGUCAUGCCGUACUCAAAAGGUGGCUCCAGUAAUGCCAACCUGCACUCUGAAAUAUUAUUCUCCUCUCAAAGCAUCUCCACCUGCCCUAAAGAGGCGCAAACUUUCAGACAGAAGCAAGUCUAUCAGCAAUGGAGUUACAACAAAUCGGCCUGGAGACCCUGGUUACGUACCUGCAAAAAAGCAUGAAUUUCUUGAAAGUCGACCAAUGACCCCAGUGGAACAAAUUAAUUUAAUUCUUGAACAAGAGAAUGAGAUUGCUGAGCAAGAAGGAGAGCCUACAGAUAGAGAUUAUGAGAGAUAUCUUCACUAUAUUGAUCAUGGCAUCCAACCUUAUAUGAUUGAACCACAAAAGCCUGAACAAAUAAAUCGAAUUGAACAACUUUUGCCCAGGGAUCUUAGAAGUGUUCCUGAUUUGCAGCCACUGCACAUGGAAUUGCUUGAGGAAGUUCACAGUGACUAUUAUAGCAGCCUUAGGAAAGCCAUUGUUAACUACAUCUUGAAGGAUCCUUCUGAAAGGAUGCGUCUUUUUGUUUCUUCUGUGCCUCGACCUUUCCCUCGUAGAGUAAUUCGUGCACCAGUUCCUUGGCACAAUGCCUACUCCAAAGCUAAGGCAUGGAAUGAAUCUCAUCUCUUUGUUGUCAGUCCAAUGAUGGCUUUACUGCAGGAUUUAUGGUACACAAAGUUUGACGAUUUCCGAUUUGUCCGAGUGAAGGAAAUAAACUCAGGAGAUCUUCCUCUGCUUCCUCAGGAGUUUGAAGAUCUUAUUAGGAAGCAUUGUGCAGAGGCUCGUAAUAUUCUUGAAAACAUAUGGGUUCCAACCUGUGCCACUCUCUUCCUGACUCACAAAGAAAAAUGGAUGCAUUUAGUACCACAAAAUGAUUGUGAAUCUACUCAGCAAGUUAAAGAAUUCUUUGCAUGUGCUGCCUCUGUUAUGUCUCUGCAACUAAGGGGAGCUGUUAUCAAGUCUUUGGAGGAUCUCCUGUCAUUUUUUACUGUACACAAGGAUGGAAAUGAUUUUGGAGAUGAAUUCCAUGAGUUGCGAUACGUUAGGCCACAAAUCAUAAUACUCAAACUGAAAGUGGAAGAGCCUAAAAUAAUUUUUGAACCGAACCUGGAUGAGUGUUGGGAUCUAAUUAAUCGAUGUUACAUGGAAAUUCUGAACAGCGCUAAUGGAAUUCUUAAGGUGGAAUGUGAAUUGUUUCCUGAUCUUUCAGACAAAAAUCUCAUCCUUCGUACAGUACAAGAAGAGGAAUCCCUUGUCAAUGAAAUUAUCAGUAAAGCCAUGGAAAUCUUUAGUGUAAAUAUAAUAGGGCCUCAAAGCUAUCUAAAUGUAUAUAAAGUAUACAGUGAUCUUUUGAACAAUAAGGCAGAACAAGAAGUUGCUACUUUUUUGUCAGAGAAACAUUCAAUGGAAGCAUUCAUAAAGAAAAUAGACAGCUUGCAGAAACUGUGCAAUGAAAUAGCCCUGAUGCACGUUACUGUCCCACUUGCUAUGUUUUGUCUUGAUGCUGUCAGCCUCAAUGCAGACCUCUGUGCUCGUGCUUUGAAACUAAAGGAGACUUUGAUUGAGUCUGUAGUGCAGGAAAAUCGGAAACUAAAUAUGAGUAUUUGUCAGCAGUAUGAGGAAAUAUCUGAUCGGAUCAGUGAAAUACCCGAGAGCACAGAAGAACUCGUGGAACUUGACACUUACAUGAAAAAGGCUAGUGAUGUCAUUAUUGUAAAGCUAAGAGAAGAAAUCUUUGAGGCAGCAGACAGACUGGACUUUUUGCUAGACUACGCCACACUGCCAGAUGACGAUUUGAAGCUGAACAGUCAGGUCUUCAACUGGCCAGAACAGAUUAUAUUAAUGCUUGAUUCACAUCGGGACCGGCUGCUGAGCAAGAGAGAGGAUGUGGAUGAUGAUCUGCGGAACCGAGUAAAAGAAUUUCGGAAGAAAGUUGUGGCAUAUGGCAAAGAAGCAGACAGCUUCAAGAAAAAGGAAAUUAUAACAAUUGACGAAAUGAAGAAUAAUGUAGAAAGGCUCAGUGAACUGUCUGAUAAUCUGACUGCUGCAAUGGAUGAACUAGAUGCUAUAAAUAAAGAAGAGGAGUUGUUGGGGCAUCAAGUGACCCAGUUCCCACAAUUAAUGGCCACUGUAGGACAGAAGCAACCUUAUGAACAACUGUGGAACACAGCAUAUAACUUUUACACCAAAUCAGAAGCAUGGCUCAAUGGACCCUUUCAAGGUCUAGAUGCUGAAGAGGUCACAAGCGAAAUUUCAAAUAUGUGGAGAACAAUGUACAAACUGACAAAGACAUUUGCAGAUGUCUCUGGACCUAAACGUGUAGCAGAAAAUGCAAAAUAUAAAAUUGAGAAAUUUAAACCCCACCUACCGAUUAUCUCAACUAUUUGCAAUCCUGGCAUCAAGGAAAGGCAUUGGAAAGAGAUCAGUGCAAUUGUUGGAUUUGAAGUGAAACCUGAUAAAGACACCACCUUGCAGGAGAUGCUAGAAAUAGGACUUGAAAAGUUCAUUGACAAAUUGGAAGAGAUUGGAGUAGCAGCAAGCAAAGAGUAUUCACUGAGAACUCUUGCUAAGAUGAAAGCAGAAUGGGUGGAUUGCAACUUCAACUUUACAAAGUAUAGGGACACAAAUGUAAGCAUUCUAUCUGCAGUGGAUGAUAUACAGGUAUUGCUGGAUGAUCACAUCAUUAAGAUACAGACCAUGCGUGGAUCACCAUAUAUUAAACCAGUUGAAACUGAAUGUAAGCUAUGGGAGGAGAAGCUGGUCCUGAUGCAGAAUAUUCUUGAUGCCUUUAAAUGCCAGGCCACCUGGCUUUACCUAGAGCCUAUCUUUAGCUCUGAGGAUAUCAUUGCUCAAAUGCCAGAAGAAGGUCGGAAGUUUGGAAUUGUGGAUGGCUACUGGAAAGAUAUAAUGUUUGAAGCAGUAAAAGAUACUCAUGUUUUGGAAGCUACUGCUCAGCCAAAUAUGUUGGAAAGGUUGCUAGAGGCUAAUGUUCUCUUGGAAGAGAUCCAGAAAGGUCUUAAUUUAUACCUGGAGAUGAAAAAGACUCUAUUUCCCAAGCUCUUUUUUCCCCACUACAGGUUCUUUUUCUUGUCCAAUGAUGAGUUGCUUGAAAUUCUUUCGGAAACCAAAGACCCGCUUAGAGUCCAGCCACAUCUGAAGAAAUGCUUUGAAGGGAUAGCAAAACUUCAGUUCACCGAUCAGCUUCAAAUAACAGGAAUGAUUAGCUCUGAAGGAGAAAUUGUCCCAUUUGUUAAAAAUAUUAACCCAGCAAAAGCUAAGGGUAUGGUAGAGAAAUGGCUUUUGCAAGUUGAAGAGAUGAUGCUAAGCAGCAUAAAGCAUGUUAUUAAGGAAGGUAUUGCCAACUAUGUUCAGCUUUCACGUAAAAAAUGGGUUCUUCAGUGGCCCGGACAGGUGGUGAUUUGCGUGUCCUCUAUCUACUGGACCAGUCAGGUUUCUGAGGCAAUUACAAAUGGCACUUUACCUGAUUAUCUACAGAAAAGCAAUGAACAAAUUAAUGAAAUUGUGGAACUAGUGCGAGGAAAGCUAUCUGGUGGAGAACGCAUGACUCUUGGAGCACUUACGGUCAUUGAUGUGCAUGCACGUGAUGUAGUUGCCCAAUUGACAGAUGCUAAUGUAUCAAGUCUCAAUGAUUUCAUGUGGAUAUCCCAGCUGAGAAAUUACUGGGAAGAAAAUGAGGCUAUUGUGCGUAUGAUCACUACUGUUUUGACUUAUGGUUAUGAAUAUCUGGGUAACUCUGCACGACUUGUCAUAACACCACUCACUGAUCGAUGUUACAGGACAUUGAUGGGAGCAUUAAGAUUAAAUCUUGGUGGUGCCCCAGAAGGACCUGCAGGAACUGGCAAAACAGAAACAACAAAAGAUUUGGCAAAAGCUGUAGCCAAGCAGUGUGUGGUUUUCAACUGCUCUGAUGGUCUGGAUUACAAAGCUAUGGGGAAAUUUUUCAAGGGUCUUGCCCAGUCUGGGGCUUGGGCCUGCUUUGAUGAGUUCAACAGAAUAGAGGUUGAAGUGCUGUCUGUAGUUGCACAACAAAUUCUCAGUAUUCAGCAAGCAAUUAUACGGAAACUUAAAACGUUUCACUUUGAAGGUACUGAAAUUUCUCUCAACCCAACAUGUUCGGUCUUUAUAACUAUGAAUCCUGGCUACGCCGGUCGGGCAGAACUUCCAGACAACCUAAAGGCAUUGUUCCGUACAGUCGCAAUGAUGGUUCCAGACUAUGCUCUGAUUGGUGAAAUUUCCCUUUAUUCAAUGGGGUUCAUUGACUCACGAAGUCUUUCUCAGAAGAUCGUGGCUACCUAUCGUCUGUGCUCUGAACAGUUAUCAUCACAGCAUCACUAUGAUUACGGCAUGCGUGCAGUAAAGUCAGUCCUCACUGCAGCUGGAAACCUGAAGCUGAAAUUCACAGCUCAGGAUGAGAAUGUACUGUUACUACAAGCCCUGUUAGAUGUGAACUUAGCCAAGUUUUUGGCCCAGGAUGUACCACUGUUUCAGGGCAUUAUCUCUGACCUAUUCCCUGGUGUGGUGCUCCCUGUACCGGAACGUGAGGUCUUCCUUAAUGCAUUAAAGGACAACAUUAAGAAAAUGAAACUACAGCCAGUUCCGUGGUUUAUUGAGAAGAUUAUUCAGAUUUAUGAGAUGAUGUUAGUACGUCAUGGAUUUAUGAUUGUUGGUGAUCCUCUGGGUGGUAAAACCUGUGCCUACAAAGUGUUAGCAGGAGCACUUGGUGACUUGUAUGCAGCUAAGUUAAUGGACGAGUAUUCUGUUGAAUACUGUAUAAUAAAUCCAAAGGCUAUAACCAUGGGCCAGCUUUAUGGGUGCUUUGAUCCUGUAAGCCAUGAAUGGACAGAUGGGGUUCUCGCCACAACUUUUCGAGGUCAAGCAACUUCUGUCACUGAUGCAAGAAAGUGGAUUGUAUUUGAUGGACCUGUUGAUGCUGUUUGGAUUGAGAAUAUGAACACUGUAUUAGAUGAUAACAAGAAAUUGUGUUUGAUGAGUGGAGAAAUUAUCCAGAUGAGUUCUAAAAUGAAUUUAAUAUUUGAGCCAGCAGAUUUGGAACAGGCUUCUCCAGCAACAGUCAGCAGGUGUGGUAUGAUUUACCUGGAACCCCAUCAGCUCGGUUGGGCACCCCUGAAAGAUUCUUACAUGGAUACUCUACCACCAACUAUUACUGCUGAACAUAAAGAACUGAUCAAUGACAUGUUCCAUUGGCUGAUGCAACCAUGUUUGGAUUUUACCCGGCUGCAUUGCAAGUUUUUCAUACAGACCUCUCCGAUGCACCUGGCUUAUAGUAUGAUGAGGCUCUAUUCUUGUUUAAUGGAUGAGGAAAGAUGAGAGGAGGCUGAAAUGGAGCAAUAUGAAGGAAUGUCGAGUCAGCAAAUCACCCUCUGGCUGCAGGGUUUAUUCCUCUUUGCUACUGUGUGGACCGUCGGCGCCACUAUCAACGGGGAGAGCCGCAAGAAAUUUGACAUUUUCUUCCGGAAUUUGAUCUUGGGAAUGGAUGACAAUAAUCCUCGUCCCAAAAGUGUCAAACUGACAAAAAACAAUAUCUUUCCUGAAAGAGGAACUGUCUAUGAUUACUACUUCAAAAAGGUAGGUAGUGGACAGUGGAAUCUGUGGACCGAUUAUAUCACCAAAGAAAAAGAAAUUCCUGCUGGAGCCAAGAUUUCAGAUCUUAUUAUCCCUACCAUGGAAACUGCUAGGCAGACCUUUUUCUUGGAUAUUUACGUCUCGCACAAAAUACCUUUGCUACUGUUGGGUCCCACUGGCACAGGCAAAUCUGCAAUUACAAACAACUUCCUCAUGCAGCUGCCCAAAGAGCUUUACAUUCCCAACUGCAUCAGCCUCUCUGCCAGAACCUCAGCCAAUCAAACCCAAGAUAUUAUAAUGUCAAAACUGGACAGGAGGAAGAAGGGAGUCUAUGGUCCACCAGUGGGGAAAGAAUCCAUUGUUUUUGUAGAUGAUCUUAAUAUGCCUGCAAAGGAAAUUUAUGGAGCCCAGCCACCCAUUGAACUCCUUCGACAAUGGAUUGAUCAUGGUCAUUGGUACGACAGGAAAGAUACAUCAAAACUAACCAUUAUAAAUGUAUUGUUUAUUUCGGCAAUGGGUCCUCCUGGAGGAGGAAGGAAUGACAUAACCGGGCGUUUCACUCGCCAUUUGAAUGUACUGUCAAUUGAUUCUUUUGAUGACGAUACCAUGAUGAAGAUUUUUACUUCAAUUUCGGACUGGCAUUUUUCAAAAGGGUUUGAAAACACUUUUCUACGGUUGGGAAGGAUAAUGGUGCAAGCUACCAUGGCAGUUUACAAGGCUGCGAUAAGCAGUUUUCUUCCAACUCCUUCCAAGUCCCAUUAUGUGUUCAAUUUGCGAGAUUUCUCCCGGGUGAUUAGAGGUGUCUUGUUAUGCCCAAGCACACAUCUAAAGGAGGGUGACAAACUGAUUCGUCUCUGGAUUCAUGAAGUUUACAGAGUCUUUUAUGAUAGAUUGAUUGCUAAAGACGACAGGCAGACGUUCUUCCAGAUUAUUAAAGAAACCACAUCAAAUUUCUUUAAACAAUCUGUUGAUAAGGUUUUGAGCCAUUUAACUCGAUCAGGAAAAGUUACUGAUGACAAUAUUCGAAGUCUAUUUUUUGGAGAUUAUCUAAAGCCAGAUGCUAAUGUGAAGGCUUAUGAUGAGAUAACAGACUUAAAACAACUUACAUCGAUCAUGGAAUACUAUCUGUCAGAGUAUAACAACGUCAGUAGAACUCCAAUGGCAUUGGUUAUGUUCAAGUUUGCUAUAGAACACAUCUCAAGAAUAUGCCGAGUGCUGAAGCAGGACAAUGGCCAUUUGCUUCUGGUUGGCGUUGGUGGGAGUGGCAGACAAAGUUCUACAAAACUGGCCACUUUCAUGAAUGACUUUAAUCUCUUUCAAAUUGAAAUUACAAAAAGCUAUGGCAAGAAUGAAUGGAGAGACGAUGUUAAGCGUAUAAUGAUCAAAACUGGAGCUGAAAACACACAGACUGUUUUUAUGUUUAGUGACAGCCAGAUUAAGGAUGAGUCAUUUGUAGAAGACAUCAACAUGCUGUUGAACACAGGCGAUGUUCCCAAUAUCUUCCCAGCAGAUGAGAAAGCUGAACUGUUGGAAAAGAUGCAAUCAGUGGCCAGGGCAGAUGGGAAGAGAAUUGAAGCCACUCCACUGUCACUGUACAAUUACUUUAUUGAGAAAGUAAAAGCUAACUUGCACAUUGUGUUAGUCAUGAGUCCAAUUGGAGAUGCCUUUCGGAAUCGUUUGCGAAUGUUUCCUUCACUCAUAAAUUGCUGCACCAUUGAUUGGUUCCAAGUUUGGCCAAGUGAUGCUUUAGAAAUGGUGGCACACAAAUUUUUAGAAGAUGUAGAAUUGGAGUAUGAAGUCAGGAAAGAAGUUGUUGCAUUGUGCAAGUAUUUCCAAGAGAGUGCAAGAAACCUGUCAACAAAAUAUUUCUCAAUGUUGCGGAGGUACAAUUACGUAACACCUACCUCCUACCUGGAAUUGAUACUGACCUUUAAAGUUCUUCUUAAUAAGAAAAGACAUGAAAUUGACCUAAUGAGAAAUCGCUAUCUUGUUGGUCUAGAGAAACUAGAAUUUGCAUCUUCACAGGUGUCCAUUAUGCAGAAGGAGCUAACAGACUUGCAGCCUGAACUAAUUAAGACAUCUGCUGAGACUGACAAGAUGAUGAUAAAAAUCGAACAGGAAACUGUUGAAGUUGAUGCCAAAAGGGAGUUGGUUGCAGCUGAUGAGGUAGUGGCUAAUGAGGCUGCAGCCGCUGCAAAAGCAAUUAAGGACGAAUGUGAGGGAGAUCUUGCAGAAGCCAUGCCAGCGUUAGAGGCUGCUGUAGCAGCUCUUGAUACUCUGAAGCCUGCUGACAUCACAGUUGUAAAGUCUAUGCAGAAUCCACCGGGUCCCAUAAAGCUGGUGAUGGAAAGUAUCUGUGUAAUGAAAGGAAUAAAACCAGAAAGAAAACCAGAUCCAACUGGAUCAGGCAAAAUGAUUGAGGAUUAUUGGGGUCCAUCUAAGAAGAUUCUUGGAGAUCUAAAAUUACUUGAAAGCCUGAAGACCUAUGACAAGGACAACAUUCCACCUGCAGUCAUGAAAAGAAUCAGAGAAAGGUUUAUAGACCAUCCAGAUUUUCAACCAUCUGUUAUUAAAAAUGUAUCCUCUGCCUGUGAAGGGUUGUGCAAAUGGGUUAGAGCCAUGGAAGUGUAUGAACGUGUGAUUAAGGUGGUUGGACCAAAACGCGAGAGGCUGAGGAUAGCUGAAGGAGAGCUUGCAGUCCAAAUGGAUAUGUUGAAUGUUAAACGGGGAGAGUUGAAAGCUUUGGAAGACAAACUUCAAGCACUGAAUGAUGAUUUUGAAAUUAUGAAUAACAAAAAGAAGGAUUUAGAAGAUAACAUUGAGCUCUGUUCACAAAAGCUUGUGCGUGCUGAGAAGCUGAUAGGUGGACUUGGUGGAGAGAAGGACAGAUGGACCGAAGCUGCUCGCCUGUUAGGAAUAAGAUACAUAGAUCUAACUGGUGAUGUGCUUCUGUCAUCAGGCACUGUAGCCUAUUUAGGAGCUUUCACAGUUGAUUUCCGUGUGGAGUGCCAAAAUGAAUGGCAGAUCUUGUGUAAAGGGAAGAUGAUCCCUUGUUCAGAUGACUUUUCCCUAAGCAACACAUUAGGAGAUCCAGUAAAAAUCCGUGCCUGGCAGAUUGCAGGCCUGCCAGUUGAUGCAUUCUCCAUUGACAAUGGGAUAAUUAUAUCUAACUCAAGAAGAUGGCCCUUAAUGAUUGAUCCUCAAGGUCAGGCAAACAAAUGGAUCAAAAAUAUGGAGAAAAGCAAUAGACUUGGAGUAAUAAAAUUAACUGACUCUAAUUAUGUAAGGACUUUAGAAAAUGCCAUCCAGUUUGGUACCCCGCUCUUGUUAGAAAAUAUUGGUGAAGAGUUGGAUCCAAUGCUCGAACCAGUACUGCUGAACCAAACGUUUAAACAGCAAGGGGUGGAGGUCAUGAAAAUAGGGGAAAAUAUAAUUGAGUACUCGCAUGAUUUCAAAUUCUAUAUUACUACACGUUUGAGAAACCCACACUAUCUCCAGAAUAGCAGUAAAGUUUGCCUUUUAAACUUCAUGAUUACACCUCUGGGCCUGGAAGAUCAAUUAUUGGGAAUUGUAGCUGCCAGAAAGCCUGAGUUGGAAGAAAAGAAGAACUGUUGAUCUUAGAGAGUGCGCAAAACAAAAAACAACCUUAAGGAGAUAGAAGAUAAAAUCCUUGAAGUCUUGUCAUCAUCAGAGGGAAAUAUCCUGGAAGAUGAAACAGCCAUUAAAGUUCUAUCUUCUUCUAAACUGCUUUCAGAAGAAAUAUCUGAAAAACAGCAAAUUGCAAGUGCAACAGAGAAAGAAAUAGACAUUACACGAAUGGGUUACAAACCUGUUGCCGUGCAUUCAUCUAUUAUAUUCUUUUGUAUCUCUGAUUUAGCUCACAUUGAGCCAAUGUAUCAAUAUUCCCUAAUUUGGUUCAUUAAUUUGUAUGUUCAAGCAAUUGCAAAUAGUAAAAAGAGUGAAAACGUGACUAAAAGAAUUUCAGCUAUAACAGAAAACUUCACGUUGAGUAUCUAUAACAAUGUCUGCCGUUCUCUUUUUGAGAAGGACAAGCUGCUUUUUUCACUGCUUCUUAAUGUGGGACUAAUGAAAGGCAAAGGAGAAGUUAAUGAUGAAGUCUGGCGAUUUUUGCUAACUGGUGGUGUGGCCCUUGAUAAUCCGUAUCCCAAUCCAGCGUCUGAAUGGCUAUCAGAUAAAAGCUGGGCAGAGAUUGUGCGAGCAUCAAACCUACCAGGCCUGUCUGGUUUGAUGGAUCACGUGACUGAAAACAUAGCAAAGUGGAAAAUCGUUUAUGAUUCUGCAAAGCCUCAUGAAGAGGUACUUCCUGAUCAGUGGAGUUCCCUAGAAGGAAUGGUUCACUUGAUUAUUAUCAGAUGCUUCAGACCAGACAAAAUUAUUCCAGCAGUGCAGCAAUUCAUUGUUAGUAAAAUGGGGAAAACAUUUAUUGAACCUCCAACAUUUGAUCUUGCUGGUAGUUACAAUGAUUCCCAUUGCUGUGCACCUUUGAUAUUUAUUCUUUCACCUGGAGCUGAUCCCAUGGCAGGCUUGCUGAAGUUUGCAGAUGACCUUGGGAUGGGUGGAGAAAGAACGCAAACAAUAUCACUCGGUCAGGGCCAGGGGCCAAUUGCAGCAGAGAUGAUAGAAGGUGCUCUUAUAUCUGGAACAUGGGUCAUAUUACAGAACUGCCAUCUUGCAACUAGUUGGAUGCCUACUUUGGAGAAAAUAUGUGAGGAAGUGAUCACACCAGAGAACACAGACAAAAACUUCAGGUUGUGGCUGACCAGCUACCCAUCGGACAAGUUUCCUGUCAGUAUUCUCCAGAAUGGGGUAAAAAUGACAAAUGAACCACCAAAGGGCCUCAGGGCAAAUAUGCUACGUUCUUAUCUCAAUGACCCAAUCUCAGAUACUGUCUUCUUCACCAGUUGUAACAAACCUGAAAUCUGGCAAAAGCUACUCUUUGGUCUUUGCUUUUUUCAUGCUUUAGUGCAAGAGAGGAGGAACUUUGGUCCUUUGGGUUGGAAUAUCCCUUAUGAAUUUAACGAGUCUGAUCUACGAAUAAGCAUGAGACAGAUCCAAAUGUUUUUGAAUGAAUAUGAAGAGGUACCACUAGAAGCUCUAACAUAUUUAACAGGUGAAUGUAAUUACGGCGGUAGAGUUACAGAUGACAAAGACAGGCGGCUGCUUUUAUCUCUUCUAUCCAUUGUAUACAAUGAAGAACUGAUACACCACAACCAUUAUAAGCUUGCGUCUGGCGAUGAUUAUUUCGUCCCAUCACAUGGUUCAUAUCAGACUUACAUAGAUUAUUUGCGAAAUCUACCAGCUGUUGCUCAUCCGGAGGUCUUUGGACUUCAUGAAAAUGCUGAUAUUACUAAAGAUAACCAGGAGACUAAUCAGCUUUUUGAAGGGGUGUUACUGACUCUUCCAAGGCAGUCUGGAGGUGGUGCUAAAUCUCCUCAAGAAGUUGUUGAAGACCUCGCUGCAGACAUUUUAUCUAAACUACCUAACGAUUUUGAUUUGGAAGCUGUGAUGGUAAAAUAUCCAGUGGUGUAUCAGGAGUCCAUGAACACAGUACUCAGACAAGAACUUAUUAGAUUUAACAGACUCACCAAAGUUGUACGUAGCAGUCUUAUAAAUAUUCGUAAAGCUGUUAAAGGACUUGUGGUAAUGUCUUCUGAACUGGAGAAUGUGUUUGAUAGUAUGCUGGUGGGCAAAGUUCCAAACAUGUGGGCAGCAAAAUCCUAUCCAUCUCUGAAACCACUGGGCAGUUAUGUGGUAGACCUUUUUUCAAGGUUACAAUUUUUCCAGGAUUGGAUCAAUAAAGGGGCUCCCAAUGUAUUUUGGUUAUCUGGAUUCUACUUUACUCAGUCUUUUUUAACUGGUGUCUCACAGAAUUAUGCAAGAAAAUAUACCAUACCCAUUGACCACAUUGGAUUUGAAUUUGAGGUAAUGAAAGAAGAAACUAAUUUGGACCAAAAACCAAAUGAUGGAGCAUAUGUUAAGGGAUUAUUUUUGGAAGGUGCUCGCUGGGAUAGGGAAAAGAUGGUUAUUGGAGAGUCACUUCCCAAAAUUUUGUUUGAUAUUAUGCCUAUUAUCUGGCUUAAGCCUGGAAUUAGUGCUACAUUUCUGCAUGAAAAUAUCUAUUACUGUCCUGUCUAUAAAACCAGUGCUCGCAGAGGUACCUUAUCCACAACAGGCCAUUCAACAAAUUACGUUCUUUCAAUAGAGCUUUCCUCAGAUCGACCAGAACAGCACUGGAUAAAUCGUGGUGUGGCAGCCCUUUGUCAAUUGGAUGACUAAAUUUGCCAAUUCUUGAAUCUCCACACAUACUCUGUUGAAGCAAGCAAGUGAAAGUAAAUAAUUCUAUGUCAAGUAAGACACACCAUUUAUGGAGAUGAGUUUGUCAUUAGCAAACACAAAUCAUUUAAUAUUUUGUGAACAAAAAAGAAUAAAGGGUGGAAAUCAAAAUAUACCAGCCAUUGCUAAUGUUAACAUAUUUUGUACAAACUGGAUAUAUGA